Pecten maximus is the source of this 2883-nucleotide messenger RNA. RefSeq names its product serine/threonine-protein kinase nekl-2-like. The record is from RefSeq and is a predicted model, not a curated record. The coding region runs from base 99 to 1367 and encodes 422 amino acids. The transcript has 9 exons. Gene Ontology annotation, biological process: protein phosphorylation. Lineage: Eukaryota; Metazoa; Mollusca; Bivalvia; Pectinida; Pectinidae. Gene Ontology annotation, molecular function: protein kinase activity; ATP binding.
UGGGGAAGUACAGACAUGUAUAAUGAGAUUAUCCGCGAUAAUGUCGAGCCUGACAGGUACCAAUGUGUAACGGGGGUCAAUAGAACAUAUAGAACAAGAUGGCGGCUUUACUUCCACAUAACAGGUUUGGUCCAUACAUCGGCGACGAGAAAAUCGGCCAGGGAACAUUCGGAGUUGUAUACAAGGUGACGAAGGAACAACAGUCUAAUGACACUGGACAGGUCGUGUUUUAUGCCUUGAAGAUCGUUGAACUGGCUGUAGACCAGGAAAGUAGAGAACGAGAAUUAGUCAGUCGAGAGGAAGACAUUUUGAAAACAGUAAAACAUCACAAUGUGGUCCGCUUUGUGGAUUCUUUCACACAAGGAAAGUGUGUGUGUCUUGUUAUGGAGUACUGCUCAGACGGAACUCUGUACACCUUUAUCAGGAAAAGAGAAAGCAAGCUGUCGGAGGAUAUGUUUGUUAACUUCCUCAAGCAAAUAGCCGAUGGUUUGAAGUACCUUCAUCGGAAAAAAGUGCUUCACCGUGAUAUCAAGACAAAGAAUAUUUUGCUUACAACAGGAUAUAUACUCAAGAUUAGUGACUUUGGUGUGUCAAGGAUAACCGACUUAGUCAAUCCAUCCGUGCAUUCAAUAAGGAUGGGUACACCGCGUUAUAUGAGCCCGGAGGUACUGAAGAAGCAGCCGUAUGGCCAGAAGACAGACAUAUGGAGCCUGGGAUGUACUGCCUAUGAAAUGGCGGAAAUGCACUAUGCAUUUGACGCAAAUAGGGAGAAGGAAGCUAUCACCUGUAUAAAGAACCACAGGCUACCGAACUUUGAUGGGAUUAUGUACUGCAGUUAUAUGAAAGAUCUGAUCAAGUCCAUGUUAAACAAAGAUCCCGAAGAAAGACCAAACGCUAAACAGAUACUGAAAUCGCUGUUAGGCCAUGAAUGUACAACUUGGUCCCUCCCGACCUCACCAAUUGGAGCUGAACUCCCAGCAAUCCACAAAACUUCUCAAGUUAACGAUGACACGACACAAUAUCAGAUUCUACAGGCUGCGAAAAGAGAGUCAACUAUCAAGCCCUACAAGCAGCCUAGAAAGAGUCUAGAAUUCGCUUCAACCGAAAUACAAAAACUUCUCGUAUCGAAACUGGAUUGCGCGAAAGGUUGCGAUAUUGUGUGCGGCAUGAAGAAAUAUUUCCGCGAGGGAGUCACACUGAGAGAUACACUGGCAAAAUAUCAAGGCAGCAUUAGAGGUGACAUAUUAGAAACCGUGCGACCGCUGUGUGCGGCUUUACAGGGAACAGAACAGGCUCUGGAUGCUCUUAACGAGGCGAAGAACAGCGCCGAAGCCUCUCUUUCUAGCUCUACUGAUAGAAUUGACUGAAGCAUUGACCCGAGUGAUGAACGACAUUGUAGAAGUAUACUUCGCAGACAACACUUGGGGCACCUUCAGGAGUUACAUUGGGGCACCUUCAGGAGUAACAUUGGGGCACCUUCAGGAGUUACAUUGGGGCACCUUCAGGAGUUACAUUGGGGCACCUUCAGGAGUUACAUUGGGGCACCUUCAGGAGUUACAUUGGGGCACCUUCAGGAGCUACAUCGAUAAACAUGAUUGGCAUCGUUGAAGUCAUUCAAAAUGGUACCACAUUGAUAUAGUUCCCCGAUAAAUACAGAAGUACUGUAGUCAUUCAUAAUCUGACUACGCUGGUAUCGCUUUAAAUAUCUCAGACAUUAACCUUGCAUGAUUAUAUAACCUUGCAUGAUUGUAUCUCCAAAUAAUCAAACUAAAAUCUUCAGUUGCGUGUAGAUAUAACUGUGGAGCUCACACAAAGAGUAGCGUGAUAUCUCGAUCCUGUGCAAAAGGUUGACCCAUUCACGUGAUAUUCCUUCUGUUGCUAUCGUUUUUUUAAUACCGCUUGCAUCAGAUAACUGGAACAUUGUUGGAUUUCUCCACAUAUAUGCAUAUCCAUAAUAUAUACUGUCGGUUUCAUUCCUAUCAAUCAAGCACAAACUAUACCGAAAGAGUUUCGUUUUACAGUAAACAGUAUUGGCUCAUGUCAGGAACCCGUCCUUCUCACCGUUAUCAGAUAUUCUCUAGGCAUUUUUGGAAUUGUGUUGGAGUUUAAUAUCUAUGUGAUCGUAAUCAAAAAUUGAAAUCUUUUGGGGAAAUUAAUCAAAGUACCAUAAAUCCAGUAUAUGACUUUGUACAUACAUUUAUAUUUUUUUAGAUAUGAUCAGUUAGCUUUGUACAUACAUUUAUAUUUUUUUAGAUAUGAUCAGUUGGCUUUGUACAUACAUUUAUAUUUUUUUAGAUAUGAUCAGUUGGCUUUGUACAUACAUUUAUAUUUUUUAGAUUUGAUCAGGUGGCUUUGUAUAUACUUUUCUAUUUGUUAGAUUUGAUAAGUUCGUGUUGUACACACUUUUCUAUUUGUUAGAUUUGAUUAUUUAAUAUUCAAUAUCUAUGUAUACCUACUAUAUAUUUCUAUGUCCCACUCUGUAUGUUUUAAUAUUUGGAGGCAUUACGAAACAGUUGUUAGAAUAAACAUAACCAAUGUCUGUGCAUUCGCCAAUUGCUCAUUUCAAUAUUUCAAAUCAUUUAUUCCGUUCAUGAAAGGUACCGUUUAUAGGAGACUUCUGUGAUAAUUCUUUAAUGGUGUUUUAGAAGCAUCUUUUAAGUUUGAUGCUUUUAACUGUGAUUAUUUGUUUUUCAUCGUGAUGGGUUUUUUUCAUUGUGAUUUUUGUAUUUCACUGUGAUGUUUUUUCCCACGGUGAUGUUUUUUCACAGUGAUGUGCUUUUCGCUGUGAUGUUGUUGUUGUUAUUGUGAUAUCUUUAUUCGCUGUGAUAUUGUUAUCAUGAUUUUGCCUGUUAACAAACUUUUAAUAAAUCAUUAUUUGUCAAA